Molecule: messenger RNA, 1437 nt
Organism: Colletotrichum karsti
Lineage: Eukaryota; Fungi; Ascomycota; Sordariomycetes; Glomerellales; Glomerellaceae
Exons: 3
Coding region: 1-1437 (478 amino acids)
Biological process (GO): ergosterol biosynthetic process
Cellular component (GO): endoplasmic reticulum membrane
Molecular function (GO): Delta14-sterol reductase activity
Source: RefSeq, a predicted model, not a curated record
AUGGCUCCCAAGAAGCAUACAUACGAGUUCGGAGGCCCACCGGGUGCCUUUGGCAUCGUGUUUGGACUCCCCGUCCUGCUGUGGACUUUCUACUUCGUCUGUAAUGACAAGACCGGUUGCCCUGCGCCUUCCACCUUGACUCCUCGCACCCUCACCUUGGAGAAGUUUAAGGCUGAGAUUCCCUGGCCUGCCGAUGGCAUCUGGGGAUUCUGCAGCUGGGAGGUCUUUGGCUGGACUCUUGCCUACUACUUCUUGAGCUUGGUUCUUCACGUGGUUCUUCCCGCCCAAGAAGUUCUCGGAACUAAGCUGAGGGAAUCUGGCCGCCCUCUCAAGUACCGCUUCAAUGCCUUCAGCGCCACAGUGCUCCAACUCGCCGCCCUCGCCGCUGGAACGUACUACAAGGGCGCGGACUUCGUCGUGUGGACCUUCAUCUCCGACAACUAUCUCCAGCUCCUGACCGCCAAUAUCAUCAUCGGCUACCUGCUCUCCGUGUACUGCUACGUCUGCAGCUUCAGCGUGAAGCCCGGCAACGCCGAGAACCGCGAGCUCGCCGUCGGCGGCAACACCGGCAGCCUCAUCUACGACUUCUACAUCGGCCGCGAGCUGAACCCCCGCGUCGCGCUGCCCCUGUUCGGCGAGAUCGACAUCAAGACCUGGUUCGAGUUCCGCCCCGGCCUGACCGGCUGGGUCAUCCUCAACCUCGCCUUCUGCGCCAAGCAGUACCGCAACUACGGAUACCUGUCCGACAGCAUCAUCUUCACGACCGCGGUGCAGGCGUACUACGUUCUCGAGGGCCAGUACUACGAGGCCGGCGUGCUCACCAUGAUGGAUAUCAUCACCGACGGUAUGGGCUUUAUGCUGUCGUUCGGUGACAUUGCCUGGGUUCCCUUCCUCUACUCGACUCAGACCCGCUAUCUUUCCGUCUACCCCGUUCACCUGGGCUGGGCUGGUAUCGCUUCCGUGUUUGCCGUCUUCGCGACCGGUUUGUACAUCUUCCGCUCUGCCAACACCCAGAAGAAGCUCUUCCGCACGCAGCCGGACCACCCCAGCGUCAAGGGCAUGCCCUACAUCCAGACUAAGCGCGGCACGAGGCUUCUUACUGGUGGUUGGUGGGGCAUGUCGCGUCACAUUAACUAUUUUGGCGACUGGCUUCAAGCAUCUCCAUUCAGUGCCCCGACGGCUAUUGCGGGAUACAUCAUUCUGCCCGCUGGCAGUGCCGUCUCUGGGGCUAUCACGAUGCUUGACGGAACUCAGGUUGUUCAAGGUGCUGCGCGUGGAUGGGGCAUGAUUUUCACAUACUUCUAUGUGCUGUACUUCGCCAUCUUGCUCAUUCACCGCGAGGGACGCGAUGAUGUGGCUUGCUCACUGAAGUAUGGUGAGGAUUGGGAGAAGUACAAGAAGACUGUGAGGUGGAGAAUCCUGCCGGGAGUCUACUGA